CAUCACCAAAAGUUGGGAGGAUUGAAGUUACGUGUUCGGGAUGAAAAGUGUCACCGGGACUCGAGAUUGACUAAUGAAAGGCAUCUGGGGUCUAUGCGAAAGAAUGUCUAUAAAGAUGCUAUCCCUUCCGCUUCAAAGAAACACAUCAGCAUCAUACUGUUCCCAAAUAAAAUUCAAUCAUACGUAGAAGUCAAUCAAUAUGGUCAAAAUCGCUAUUGCAGGAGCCUCGAGCGAGCUCGCUAGAGAAAUCCUCGACAGACUUGUUGCUACUGGGAAGCACUAUAUUAUUGCACUUGUCCGCAAGGAACCAUCUGCCUUUCCCGAGCUCCCAGGCGUCACCUGGGUUCAGACUGAUUACAAAGACAAGUCAGAACUUGUUGAGUUGUUUCGCGGCGUUGAAACCGUUCUCUCGUUCAUUGCCGUCCACUUGGACCCGGGUAAUGUGACCCAGAAGCGGAUUAUUGACGCAGCUGUUGAAGCUGGCGUUAAACGAUUCGCCCCGUCUGAGUGGGCAACAGGAGCCAAACUCGCAGAUUCACUCGACGUCAUGUCCUGGUAUAGUGGCAAGAUCGAUAUCAGAGACUAUCUAAAGAGCCUGAACUCUGAGAAAAAGGUCCUCGAGUAUACACUCUUUCAACCCGGCGGCUUCAUGGAUUACCUUUGUCACCCAUACAAGACUGCAAAGUACAUCACCACCACCACCGUCAACAUCGAUUUCGUCAAGAAACAUGCGAUAGUUGUGGAAGGUACCCUUGACGAUGAGAUAACGUACACAAGGGUCUCAGACAUUGCCAACAUCGUCACCCGGGCUAUUGACCUUAAAAGCGAAUGGCCAGUGAUCGGAGGUAUCAGCGGUGAUCGAAGUACCAUUCGCCAGCUUCUGAAAAUUGGAGAAGAACUUCGAGGAGAACCUUUUGCUACUGAGUGGCUCAAGAUGGAGGACCUCGCAGCUGGAGAACUCAAGACGGAUAAUUACCCCCGACUUCCACUGCCAUCUGUCCCUCAGGACCAGGUGGAAGCUUUCUCAAAGAUGGUGGUUAUCGGAACACUGACGGCUUUUCAUCGUGGAGCUUGGACUGUCUCAGAUGAAUGGAAUCAGACAUUCCCUGACUAUAAGUUUACGAAGGUUGAGGAGCUGUUGAAAUCGGCAUGGGAGGGCAAGAACUAAGCGAUCAACUUCAUCGACCUGGCAUACAAGACAAAGACUGCCCAAACGGCACCCUGGACUUGGCAGCGCGUGAGGAUGAACUUGCUUGAACCAGAGAAACACCAGUUAACCCAUCAAGACUGAAACGAAAUGAAGCGAAGGGUAGAUAUCGG
Fusarium redolens is the source of this 1320-nucleotide messenger RNA. RefSeq lists its product as uncharacterized. The record is from RefSeq and is a predicted model, not a curated record. The transcript has 6 exons. NCBI's taxonomy places the organism in Eukaryota, Fungi, Ascomycota, Sordariomycetes, Hypocreales, Nectriaceae. Bases 200 to 1168 code for a protein of 322 amino acids.